UUUGGCUAGGGAUGUAGCCGUGGCCCUCAAACGCCGCCAUGGCGUCGUUCGUGGCGCCGUUUGAGCCUUUGCCUUCACUGCAGCCGCCCAUCUCGGCCAGCCCAUCGCAGGUGCGAUGUGCGAAAACUUCGAAAUGGAGCUCUUCGCAGCUCACUGCGGUCACCGCCUUGGCCAUCGCCCUUUGCCGCACGCGCGGGGCGAGAGCCGCGCGGCCGGCGCGCUCGAAGGCUCUCCGCCGGGCCGGCGCAGCAGCAGUGACCAAGGAGGAGGAAGAUGAGGAUCAAUACUACCGAUCAGCCACACCCCGGGAGCGCCAGUUCGGCAUGUACGACCGGCGUGCUGGCUCCCGGAGCUCCCAGAGCGGAGCGGUGGAGCUGCCCUUGUCGCAGCUCCACGUGGUGGCGGCGCAGCGGCAGCUGCCGGUGCUGCUGGAGGCGGUGGACACAGAUGCCUCGCAAGCCAUCCAGGCUUGGUCUGAGCUGCUGAGCGCGUGCCAGCGCCAGGCGCCGGAGCUGCUGAGCACCUGGAGCUGCGGCCUCUCGCCGCUGCUGCGCUUGGCGCUGGUGGUGCCCAGGUCCCAGUGGUUGCGGAGUCCCGAGGAGAGCUGGUGCGACGAGGCGCCUGGGCCAGUGCAGCAUGAGGGCCCUGAGGGCCCUCGCCUCGGCACCGAAGCACUUCCAAAGCUGGAGAAGCUGAUCAGGCACUUGCUGACCAAGUACGAUGACGCGCCCAUGGACCUGGCUGCGGGCUUCCUUUGGAGCGACGGCGCCGGGGGCACACUGCGGGAGCGCGAGGACCGAGAGGUGGUGCUUUGCAGCGGCGCGGGGGCCAGCCUUUGCGUCAGCUUCAUCCGCCUCUUUCGGGAGGUGUGUCAGGGCGAGCGGAAGCCCUUGGCGGCGGCGCAGGAUCUGCUGAGCCCCACGCUGACCAAGACGAAGAUGGUCAAUCAGCUUCUGGGCGGAUCAACGCUGCCCACGCCUCCGCCAGUGGAUGUGCCGGACGAGGCCCGGCACAUACAGCCGCUGGCUGUGACCUUGGCCUCGCCUUUGAUGCUGCUGCGGCGAGCACAGCUGGCGCAGCUGAACGCGCCGGAGGCCAUGGCGGAGGCCUUGGCGCAGACGAAUUUGGCCAAGGACUUAGGCUCUCCAGAGGAGGAGGCCUUCGCCCUGGAGGUCAUGAGUUGGAUGAGUCGCUUCGCAGACAGCCCGGAGCUGGAGGACAAGCACAGCGCGGCGCAGUGCGUGGAGUGGCUCCUCGCACAACGAUCUUUGGAUGCCAAGUUCUCGCUGGUUCUCAGCGGCAACCCUCGCGCGCCCAAGAAGGUGCUGGCGGCGGCGAAGCGGGACGCGGCCACCCUGGAGCUGCAGCGGCUGCAGAGCAGCGGCCAGCGGUUCCUGCCGAACCCCGCGGGCAUCAAGGGCUUCGUGAAGAGGGGCGUGUUGGCCGCCUUCGGCUCUCCCUACGAAAGUCCCAGCGGCAGCUGGCUGCCCAAAGGCCUGAAGGCCUUUGUUGGUGAGGGCUCGCUGGUGGAGCCCGUGGCGCCCAACAGUUGGCACGGGGAUGACUACGAGCCCUGCAACGCGGAGGCGCGUUUCCUGAAAGACCCGCAGAGGCUCCGCAAGGCCACGGUGCGUAUUGAUGAGAUCAUGAGCUUCGAGUACAUGCAGCACGUGGGCCAGGUCAUGGCAAACUGCCUCCGUGUCGAGAGGCGGGGGGGCAUGAGCCUGGUGAAGUACCUGAGCCGUGCCAAGAGCCGGGACAGUAGCUUUUGGGUGAUGACCAUCACAGCGGAGCCGGAGGAGGAUGAGGAGGAAGCACCUGUGCAGCACCUUCUUCUCAUGGAGGUCUACAAUGGUCUCCGCGUCAUCCACCAGGCGGAGGGGCCCCACCCGCGGCGCUGGCCGCGCCUGGACGCCUGGCGCUGGCUGGAGGAGUGGGCGGACCAGGAGAAGCUCCGGCCCGACGGGCCUGAGGGCGUCACUGUUGGCCCCUAUGAAGCCUACGAUGCCGACAUGGACCGAUGGGACAUUCGCCGGUGCUUCCUUUGGUGAGAAGCAGUUGCAAACCUUGUAUAUAGUUCGGGUCGUCCCCCCGAACCGCUUGCAGUCACCUCACUCUGAGUUCUUUUGGUUAUAGUGGUAGUGGUCCUGGGAACGGCUAAUUCAUAGGGCCAAGAUUUGGCGAUUGAGAAUUUGGCCAUGCCAAGUCUGCAUUCGCUUCGAAUGCUUUUCGGAAGGGCUUCGCAAAGAACCAUUGUCGAGUGCGAGAGAUUGCCAGGCCGGCUCAAAGAGAGCUGGCGGAAUUGUUUGGUGGCCUUCUCUCUGAAGAUCGAAGCUUCAAUCCCAAGGUGAGCUUGCUGGUUUCGGAUUUCCCGGAACCCGUGUCUUCCCCAACUCACCCAAACCCACUUUUCCACGGGGCAAGUGACGUGGCUCGCA
Molecule: messenger RNA, 2438 nt
Organism: Effrenium voratum
Lineage: Eukaryota; Dinophyceae; Suessiales; Symbiodiniaceae
Source: the annotation of a GenBank genome assembly